Hevea brasiliensis (rubber tree) is the source of this 3374-nucleotide messenger RNA. Its product is annotated as nardilysin-like. The transcript has 19 exons. Gene Ontology annotation, molecular function: metalloendopeptidase activity; metal ion binding. Bases 105 to 3194 code for a protein of 1029 amino acids. NCBI's taxonomy places the organism in Eukaryota, Viridiplantae, Streptophyta, Magnoliopsida, Malpighiales, Euphorbiaceae. The record is from RefSeq and is a predicted model, not a curated record. Gene Ontology annotation, cellular component: cytosol. Gene Ontology annotation, biological process: proteolysis.
CGUGUGGAAGCAAAAGGUUUUGGUUGGAAGUCUGCGCCUGCCGUGUGCGGCCUAAUAAUACGUCCCUCUGUCUUCCUUCUUCUCUGUUUCAAAGAAAACAAAUAAUGGUGGCUCGCUGCACCUAUAAAUCAGACGAUUUAGUCAUUAAAUCACCCAACGAUAGGCGUCUCUACAGAGUUAUUGAGCUCGACAAUGGUCUCUGCGCUUUGCUUGUUCAGGAUCCCGAGAUUUACCCUGACGACGAUUCUAAAACCCUAGGAAACUCCCCUCAACAAGAACAAUUAGUAGAAGAGGAUGAUGAUGAUGAUGAGGAAGAAGAUAGCGAAGAAGGGGACGAUGAUGAAGAUGAAGAAGAAGAAGAGGAGGAGGAAGGUGAAGAAGAAGAUAAUGAAGGGAAAGUGAAAGGGACAGGAAAAGGAACUUCUCAGACUAAGAAGGCAGCGGCAGCAAUGUGCGUAGCCAUGGGCAGCUUCUCUGACCCUGUUGAGGCACAGGGUCUCGCUCAUUUUCUAGAACACAUGCUUUUCAUGGGGAGUAAUGAUUUCCCAGAUGAGAAUGAGUAUGAUAGUUACUUGUCCAAGCACGGAGGCUCAUCAAAUGCAUACACAGAAACUGAGCAUACAUGCUACCAUUUUGAAGUCAAGCAUGAGUAUCUUAAGAGUGCCCUGAAAAGAUUUUCUCAGUUUUUUGUUUCCCCUCUUGUGAAAAUUGAAGCCAUGGAACGAGAGGUGCUUGCAGUAGAUUCAGAGUUUAACCAGGUUUUGCAAAAUGAUGCUUGCCGCCUCCAACAGCUCCAAUGUCAUACAUCUGGACCUGGUUACCCAUUUAACAGAUUCUGUUGGGGGAAUAAGAAGAGCCUUAUUGAUGCCAUGGAGAAAGGAAUAAAUUUGCGGGAACAAAUUUUGAAACUAUACAGAGAUUACUAUCAUGGCGGACUGAUGAAACUAGUUGUCAUUGGAGGAGAGUCUCUGGACAUGCUUGAGAGUUGGGUUACAGAAUUGUUUGCUAAUGUCAGAAAAGGUCCUCAGGUGAAGCCAAAGUUUCAGGUGCAAGGUCCUAUCUGGAAAGCUGGUAAACUUUAUAGAUUAGAGGCAGUUAAAGAUGUUCACAUCCUUGACUUGACAUGGACGCUGCCAUGUCUUCGUCAAGAUUAUCUGAAGAAAUCUGAAGAUUAUUUGGCUCACCUCUUGGGGCAUGAGGGCAGAGGAAGCUUACAUUCCUUUCUCAAAGCUAAAGGAUGGGCCACAUCUUUGUCUGCUGGUGUUGGAGAAGAAGGAAUGCAUCGAUCAUCUGUAGCUUAUAUCUUUGGCAUGUCGAUACGUCUCACUGACUCUGGCUUAGAGAAGAUUUUUGAAAUCAUUGGCGUCAUUUAUCAAUACCUUAAGUUACUAUAUCAACUUUCACCGCAAGAAUGGAUAUUUAAGGAACUACAGGAUAUCGGAAACAUGGAAUUCAGAUUUGCAGAAGAACAACCUCAGGAUGAAUAUGCUGCAAAACUUGCAGAGAAUUUGCUUGUUUAUCCAACAGAACAUGUUAUAUAUGGAGAUUAUGUGUACAAGAUCUGGGAUGAAGAAAUGAUAAAACAUCUCCUGGGUUUCUUCACACCAGCAAACAUGAGGAUUGAUGUGGUAUCAAAGUCAUUCAUGAAGUCUCGAGAUGUCCAACAUGAGCCUUGGUUUGGAUCAUCUUACACUGAGGAAAAUAUUCCUCCUCCUUUGAUGGAAUUGUGGAGGGAUCCGCCAGAAAUUGAUGUUUUAUUACACCUACCUUCAAAGAAUGAGUUUAUUCCAUGUGACUUUUCCAUUCGUGCUGAUGGCUUAAAUGGCACAAAUUCAUCUUCUCCAAGAUGUAUAAUUGAUGAACCUUUGAUGAAGUUCUGGUACAAGCUUGACAACACUUUUAAAUUCCCCCGUGCAAAUACAUAUUUCCUCAUAAAUUUGAAAGGGGCCUACAAUGAUGUGAAGAGUUGUCUUCUAACUGAGCUAUUUAUUCACCUUCUCAAGGAUGAGCUGAAUGAGACCAUAUAUCAGGCCAGUGUUGCCAAGUUAGAAACAUCUGUAUCUUUUGUUGGUGACAAGUUGGAGCUAAAGGUUUAUGGUUUCAAUGAUAAGGUUUCGGUUCUUUUGUCUAAGAUUUUGGCGAUAGCCAAAUCAUUUGUUCCAAUAAAUGAUCGUUUUCGGGUUAUAAAAGAGGAUGUGGAGAGAAGUUUAAAGAAUGCCAAUAUGAAGCCUCUAAAUCAUUCAUCAUACUUGAGACUUCAAGUCCUGCGUAAGAGCUUCUAUGAUGUAGAGGAGAAGCUACGUGUUCUAGGUGACCUCUCUCUUGCUGAUCUGAAGGCAUUUAUUCCUGAGCUUCUUUCCCAGAUUUAUAUUGAAGGCCUGUGCCAUGGCAAUUUGUUGGAAGGAGAAGCAAUCAAUAUAUCAAAUAUAUUCAAAAACAACUUUUCUUCACCACCACUCCCUUUUAAUAUGAGGCAUGAGGAGAAUGUAUUAUGCCUUCCUCCUAGUUCCAACCUGGUGAGAGAUGUCAAAGCGAAGAAUAAGUCUGAAACAAACUCUGUAGUUGAGCUUUAUUUCCAAAUUGAGCCAGAAACAGGGUCAAAAUCAAUAGCAUUGAAGACAUUGGCUGAUCUUUUUGAUGAAAUUGUGGAAGAACCGCUCUUUAAUCAGCUAAGGACAAAGGAGCAGCUUGGUUAUGUUGUUGAAUGUAGCCCACGAGUAACAUACUGUAUUUAUGGAUUUUGUUUCUGUGUUCAAUCUUCCAAAUACAACCCAAUUUACUUGCAGGAGAGAAUUGACAACUUCAUGAAUGGCCUUGAAGAGUUGUUGGAAGGACUUGAUGAAGCAUCCUUUGAGAACUACAGAAGUGGGUUAAUGGCUAAGCUACUGGAAAAAGAUCCUUCCCUCCAGUAUGAAACCAAUAGGCUCUGGAAUCAGAUUAUCGAUAAAAGGUAUAUGUUCAACUUUUCACAGAAAGAGGCAGAAGAACUGAAAAGCAUUCACAAGAAUGACGUUAUUAACUGGUACAAAACAUAUUUGCAACAAUCAUCUCCCAAAUGUCGAAGACUUGUAGUUCGGGUGUGGGGUUGCGACACCGACUGGAAAGAAUUUGAAACACAGCGAGAUUCUGAGCAGUUGAUUAAAGAUCUCUCUGCCUUUAAGAUGUCAUCUGAGUAUUAUCCAAGCCUUUGCUGAGGCAGAAAAUCUUAUUCAACACCAAUUGUACCAUACCAGUCUUAAUUUUCAAAGCAGGUUGAUUUUGGACCAAUAUUGUUUGAUCCUCCAUUAUGAGAAUCUGAAAAUGGAGUUAACUGAUUAUUAACAUUGAAGACAUGGAAUAAUGGGAUUGCCAUAAAAUGGUAUGUUUGAAUUUUA